Molecule: messenger RNA, 1182 nt
Organism: Heterobasidion irregulare TC 32-1
Lineage: Eukaryota; Fungi; Basidiomycota; Agaricomycetes; Russulales; Bondarzewiaceae
Product: copper transporter
Exons: 6
Coding region: 99-848 (249 amino acids)
Source: RefSeq, a predicted model, not a curated record
AUCAAGCGCGAGCGCGCAAUCCCAGGCUCGACUGCGAGCAUCAAUUCCUGUCUCUCCUUCACUUCAAACGUACCCGUAUACUCUCUCUUACCCCCGCGAUGGACGGCUGGCAAGACAGUCUUCACUUCUCUUUCAUCGGCGAACAUGUCCUCUUCACAGAAUUGCGCCUCAAGUCAUUCUCCAGUUUCUUCCUGGGUUCCGUUAUCACCGUCGUCAUAUGCCUUCUUGAACGGUUCCUGACGUUGACCAUCGCCAGGCACUGGACUCCGUGCCGGUCAGUGGGCCGUUCACGCUUGCAGAACGCGUUGUGGAGGACUGGGCUGUAUUGGGUCGUGACGCUGCUGAGACUCCUUUAUAUGCUGAUCUCAAUGACAUUUCAUGUCGGCUUGAUACUCUUGAUGGUCACCUCACUUUCCCUUGGCCAAUUUGUUAUCGAGUACCUCGAGCAGCCCCAACCCCCUACCUCUGGCAGAGACACAUACCGUCCAAUCGAUAGCGAUCCCUUUUACUCGCGUUCACCCGUGAGCUCCUUUGACAAACCCCGAUCACCGCCUACCAUUCGUCCGCGCGCAAAAUCAAAGUCAAAACCCUCGGACAUCUUCAUCCACCCGAAUUACUCCAACAUCUCCCGUGCCGAUGCUAUGGCCGUCGAGAUGGGCAUUCACGGCGACACGGACCGUGUCAAGUCCAACACCGCCGCCGAAGACGACAACGCCUGGGAGCUCGGAAAGGGGCGCGCGGUUGCAAGGGAGCUGCUCCGCGGGUCAUCCAGCUCGCAUACACGCACCGCCUCGCAGCAGAUGCUCUUCAGGAUCGAAGAUGGAGAGAGUGAAGACGAGCAGGGGUAGGGUCGAUGCAACGUACCAUCGCGGCUUUUCCUGCUGGUUCGCCCUUUUUAUCAUCACUCCUCGCACUUCAUCGUCCUUGUAGACCUAACGCGCUUCUCGACCUACCCCGCACAUAUGUGCAUAUACUUGCUUCUUUGAGAGAACAUCUUUCUCUACACUAUGUGCAUUGCGUGUCCAUCCAUGUCUGUUUUCUCACGCAUCUUUGUCUCUCGAACCACCCCGCUGUCGCUCGCUCUUUAGCAUCUAACCCAGCCUGUUGAUUAUCUCGCCUCGGACACACCAUAUAGGCCGGCUCCGUACUAGUCACCUUGGAAAUACUAGCUGUUUGAUACUC